UGUGCAGCAGAAAUUAUUUUAGUGCAACGUUAUUUAUUUGAAAGUGAUCAGCGUUUAUUUUACAACAUGCUAAGCGGUAGAUUCGUAUAAACUGCAUGCUGAAUUAGCCCCAUCGCGCUUUUGUUAGUAUACUUUACGCCCGUGCAUUUGCCGGUAAUUUGAGGAGAAAUGCACGCUAUCCAGGGAGUUAUUAUUUGUCUUCCGAUUUUGCUUUUACGAAAAUUAUGUGACUGCCAGCCAGCCAAUGGCUGCAAUGUGCCUUAUAAAGUUAGAGGACAGAAACUGGAUAUUUCACGGGCAAAAGGAAUAUGGUUCGAAUACAUGGUUAACUUUGAAGAGGCCAUUUAUAACGGGUUCAACAACGUUACCAUUCGUGGCUUAUAUCCCGGGACAAACUCGUACCAUGCUACAUGGUGGCUGAAUUUCUACACGCCAAACACAGGCGGGAACGGAUACAGUUGCGGCGGGUUGUGGCAGCAAGGAAAUGUUACUGCAGAUGGGAAACGCACUGUGAUGACAUUGUUUUCCGCUACCGAUACGGAAAUAUAUAACUUGACCUUUACGACACUAUUCAACGAUUACAAACUAGUAGAAAUUGUCUUCAUCUGCAACGACUUCCCGGUACCGACAAACAAUAUCUGCCAGGACUCCAGUUUUUGGGUUUUCACCCGCAUUCAACCCACGCUAUUGACUACUGUGCAGAAAAACUACAUUCAGAAUGUAGUGAACAGUGUUUUAGCGCCGAUGUGCCGAUCGUACGCGGACAUGAAAUUGGUUGGCAACCUUCCCAGCACCACGGGUUUACCAGCCUGCCGAAGCGGACAAGGAAAUCCAGCCCUUCCCGCCAUUUUUGCUGCAGCCAUGCCGAAACCUUGUGCGACAUGUGCACCACUCGGAGUUUGAGAUCGAUUCAAGUUAUUGUUUUCAACGUACGUAGUACGCACAUCGACCACGUAGAUAAUACUAAGUACUUUACGUUAUAUCGUCAUCUUUUUACGUUAUUAUUGUGGAGCAGAGAAAGAGCGGAGAUUGAUCUUUCUAAAGAAUAGGUAAAAAAUAAAUAAAAAUAAUCAUUGUUAUAAGACCAAAACAACACAACGGCAGCGUACUGUGUUUAUUUCUUUUUGCCGGAAUUAUAACAAAUGACUCCAGUAAAGAAACACGUACCACCCGUGUUUGUGCUUGUACUACUUGUUGAGCUUGAAGAUGACGAUGAUGAGCCGCUAUUAUAAUUAUUGUACUGACCAUUGUUAUUGUUAUUACUGAAAAAGCACAAUCCAUUCGUUGUGCAGAUAGCGUAAUUGUUAUUGUUGGGAUAAUACGAAUAAUUUCCACCGCUCGGAUUGUUAAAGUUGACGUUGUUGGGAAAACAGGCUCCACUAUUGCACGUCAAGGGCACGGCAGAAUAGCCAUUCUGGCCGUAGUUGUAGCUGCCGCUGUUGUAGCACACACCGCCCCAGCACACACUGUUACCCCCGCCGCCGUAUCCACCGUAACCGCCGUAACCACCGAAACCACCACCGAAACCGCCGCCGUAACCACUGAUACCGCUUAACGUAAUACUAUUCCCCAAGCCGAUGUAACUCACGGGUUCCGGUGUGGGCGCGGCUGGCGCCGGUGCAGCGGUCACCACUACCGGCGCUUGUGGGACAAAAGGGGCUGCGGCGAAUCCAACCGUCUACAAAUUAAUUGUUUUGUUCGUACUUAUAAUGUAGAGGCCGUGCAAAUUAGAUCAAAGGUUAUUUGAAUCAAUAUCUUUAUGCCUUCGAGCAGUGGGUGCAGGUUGAACGCCAACAACUGCCUAGUGCGUUGGAAGAUAUAAUUGCAACAAAACCUUGCAACUCUUAAAAAUGUGCUCCAGCAGUCCAGAAAAACUGGAAAACGUUUUCACGGGUCGAUCGGAGGAUAAACGCUCUGAUAUCGAGCAGG
This is a messenger RNA of Paramacrobiotus metropolitanus, 1929 nucleotides long. RefSeq lists its product as uncharacterized. The record is from RefSeq and is a predicted model, not a curated record. NCBI's taxonomy places the organism in Eukaryota, Metazoa, Tardigrada, Eutardigrada, Parachela, Macrobiotidae. The transcript has 3 exons. Bases 169 to 903 code for a protein of 244 amino acids.